CCAAUUAUGAACAUCUAGCAGAUUCUUAUUAAACUCUGGUCACACUGCUAGUUAAGUCUCAAACUCAAAUCCACAAAUCCAUCCAUCCCACAAUACCAAAUUCUAUUUCGUAUUCUUGCUAUUUCGAAUUUCAUUUGCAAAGAAAUUUACUCCGGAUUUAACAACCUCAAAUAUUUUCUAGUAUACUGUUAAAAAUUUACUGUGUAAUAUUCUCUUCAAAUAUUUCUUCGUAACAAGAAAACACAAAAAUGAGCAAGCAAGGAGAUAAGCCGAAAACAGCAGAAUUCCAUCUACUACCAAAGAUCAUCAAUGGCAGUAUCGCUGGUAUUGUGGGAGUAUCCGUGGUCUUCCCCAUUGAUUUGGUCAAGACUAGGCUGCAGAACCAGACCAUAGGGCCGAAUGGCGAAAAGCAAUAUUCCAGCAUGCUGGAUUGUUUCAAGAAGACGUACCGAGCGGAGGGCUACUUCGGCAUGUACCGGGGUUCUGGUGUCAACAUAUUACUUAUUACUCCAGAGAAGGCCAUCAAGUUAGCCGCCAACGAUCUCUUCAGAUUCUAUCUCACGAGACCUGAUGGAACAUUGCCGAUCGUGAACCAGAUGUUGGCGGGUGGUUUGGCUGGCGCCUGUCAGAUUGUCAUCACCACGCCCAUGGAACUGCUGAAGAUCCAGAUGCAAGACGCGGGCAGAGUGGCCGCGCAGGCGAAAGCAGAGGGUCGUAAAGUAGAGAGGUUGACCGCAACAGCGCUGACGAAGCGUCUGCUGGCGGAGCGCGGCAUCUUCGGUCUGUACCGCGGAGUGACCGCCACCGCCGCGCGAGAUGUCUCCUUCAGUGUCAUAUACUUCCCCAUGUUCGCUAUACUUAACGAUAUGGGCAUCAAAAACGGACAGGCACCGCCAUUCUGGUGGUCGUUCCUGGCUGGAUGCGCGGCUGGGUCCACUGCCGCGAUCUCUGUCAACCCCAUGGACGUGGUGAAGACUCGCAUGCAGACCAUCUCCAAGGGCAGCGGGGAGAAGCAGUACAACUCCAUCAUGGAUUGUGUCAUGACAACAUUGAAACAUGAGGGUAUAACAGCUUUCUUUAAGGGCGGCGCGUGCAGAAUGAUGGUGAUUGCUCCCUUGUUCGGUAUCGCUCAAACCAUCUAUUACAUUGGCAUAGCCGAAUAUCUGCUAGGUUAUAAAUAAAUAUAUUAAUCCUCUUGGUACGUCUCAACCAAGGUUACUUUGGCUGUAUACCCUGAUCUCUAUAAAUGGAUAGGCUAUUUUAAUUUAACGGCGACUGUUGACCUGACAUUUAAUACUAUCUCUAUUAUAAGUGCGAAUUCUUUUAUACUAACCGCAGUCGUCAGCGC
Messenger RNA from Papilio xuthus (Asian swallowtail), 1348 nucleotides. RefSeq names its product mitochondrial glutamate carrier 1. The coding region runs from base 249 to 1181 and encodes 310 amino acids. Gene Ontology annotation, biological process: aspartate transmembrane transport; malate-aspartate shuttle; L-glutamate transmembrane transport. The record is from RefSeq and is a predicted model, not a curated record. Lineage: Eukaryota; Metazoa; Arthropoda; Insecta; Lepidoptera; Papilionidae. Gene Ontology annotation, molecular function: L-glutamate transmembrane transporter activity; L-aspartate transmembrane transporter activity. The transcript is spliced from 8 exons.